AUGGCGACGCCGCGCCAUGGCGAAUUGGAUUCUAUAUGUAGCCCGUCGUCAUCAGAAAGGAGUCCGCGUGGUUGCGGGCAGUCAAGCGAGCGUCUCAUCGACCUCCUCACCCGCCCCUCCGCGCAAGGUGGCUACGGGGGCCGCCUCAACUAUACGGGAUUCGCCACCUUGGCCGCGUCGCUGGGCUGGAACCAGGAAGAUAUGGACGACUGCUGGUACGACAUUGUGAUGGGUGAGCCGUGCGCCGAGGCAGUCGACAUGAAGCGUGUCGCUGAGUGCGUGUGCAGCUACUGUCUUGCCUCUCCUCUUCCCAUUCUGGAGCACAGCACUCUCACCAAAUCAAGUCCGGCUGAACCGGCAACACCCCCGCGGCUGCCGCAUGCCUCCAGAGAGCGAAGCACAACAGUUCUCCUCUCUCCUCCAACGCCGCCGUCCCGCCGGACCGAAACCGUGAUGCCCAUGCCGCCAAAGACAGGAGACAAAAAGGGCAGGACGACCGCCACCACUUCACCACGACAAGCUUCCGCGCAGCGAAGAUGCACAAUGCCGAACGUCUUUCCCCGUUACGCGGUGGAAACGAUGUCGAGCGAACAAAAGAAAGCGUCCGUGUCGCCGCGCCGCCGGUCUCACACCGCACAAAAUAGACAAACUACAAUAAACUCGUCACGACCGACGUCGCCAGCGCCUACGCCGUCGCAGACUUCCGGCCCUUCAGGCGGUAGCGUCUUCUCCCGCUUGUACGAAAAGGGGAUGGAGCAACACCGGAAGCGGAUAGCCGUGAAGCCGGCCGACAGCGACGUGGCGGAGUGCACCUUCCAGCCGCACAUCACCCCGUACACGCCAAAGGCAUCGGAUACGGCGAGUAUGCAGUAUAAUAAGCCGACGCAGUCCUACUUUGCAAAACUGACGGCACAGGACAGUCCCCAAGAAGCAGCCGGUACCUCCCCGGAAACGCCACGGGUGACGUACCAACCAGCCCCAGGACCGUCAUCUGACGUCCCGCCAGGCUACGUCGAGGGUGUGGCUAGGCUCCGCAGCUACAUCGCCUCUCGCUACGCGCGCCCAAGCUUUGAGAGCAGCCUGCGAGGCAGCUCUUCAGCAAACGUCGCACGUCUAGUGGAGGCACCGAUACUGCGGCUGCCAGUCACUGUCGGGGGCGUGACGGACGCGGUCGAUGUUCGCCUCGCCUCUCCGGACGCACGUACCUCUCUUGGGCGAGAGUGUAGUGUGGGCCCGGGGCGUCUUUACCCCCGGCAGCGGAGUGAAGCUCGUCACGUGUCAUUCCCAUCGCCGUCGAGGGUGCGAUUUCGGUCGUGA
Molecule: messenger RNA, 1317 nt
Organism: Leishmania mexicana MHOM/GT/2001/U1103
Lineage: Eukaryota; Euglenozoa; Kinetoplastea; Trypanosomatida; Trypanosomatidae
Exons: 1
Coding region: 1-1317 (438 amino acids)
Source: RefSeq, a predicted model, not a curated record